Messenger RNA from Ctenopharyngodon idella (grass carp), 3047 nucleotides. Its product is annotated as E3 SUMO-protein ligase CBX4-like. The transcript has 4 exons. The coding region runs from base 1193 to 2629 and encodes 478 amino acids. The record is from RefSeq and is a predicted model, not a curated record. NCBI's taxonomy places the organism in Eukaryota, Metazoa, Chordata, Actinopteri, Cypriniformes, Xenocyprididae. Gene Ontology annotation, biological process: negative regulation of DNA-templated transcription.
ACCUAGUCAAGUGGAGAGGCUGGUCUCCUAAAUAUAACACGUGGGAGCCAGAGGAAAAUAUUCUGGACCCGAGACUUCUCGUCGCUUUCCAAAACAGUGACAGAUGGGGGGAGCACACAAGAGCGGGAGAGAACUCGUGCGCAGGCGCGCCAUGAUAUAUGACUGAAUUUAAUUGCGCGGUACACCAGUGCCACUGUCAGCACACAGCCAUUAAAGGAUGUUUACAUAUAGACGUGGCCAAAAAAUGUGAUCCUUCGAGACACCUUGUAAUCCUUGUGGAAUCAUUUAACAUCAACAAACGUGCCGCUGUUUCAAUAUUGUACUGUUAUACAUUUUGUCUGGUUUGGCUGACAGUUUUCGCGUUUAGACGUACUCUCUAAAUGCCCUAAACCUGCGGUAUGCCUACAUAGUGUUUUCCAUCAAGCCGAGGUACACACACACACACACACACACACACACGCACACUAAUUGACUGCAUUUUGCCUUAUAAAUGGCCUUUUUUUUUUUUUGUGGCUACACAUGCAUUCACGCCUCCUCGAAAUUCCCCACACAUUUUUGUCGGGUAUUCAUCCCCUUUGACUGGCAUCUGUGUGCACCAUUAGCGGUCUCCCUCGUGACGAGGAAUUCUGUUUGGAGUAAUUGCACGCGCCCCUAGAGCAUAACAUCAUUCUAGGUCGUCUAAUUAGGUUUUUGCAAUAUUGUUUUGUAGAUGGUCGAUGGGAAAAGAGCUGAUGGCCCAUUUCUCUACAGCCCAUAGACAUAGUUUGAGUUAACAAAUAAAUAACCCAUUUGAAGAGCCUGUCAAAUAACCUUUAAUAGCAGUAUUACUGACAUUGAUGGGACAGAACCAUUUAUUAAUGAGUUUGGUCAUCUUUCUGUUUUUCUUUUUCUUUCUUUUUUUAUCCUUUCUUUCUAACUGGAAUUGUCCACCAAAUUAGUAAACAAGGUGUGUGUGCUGUCUAAAGCAACACAGAAUGUUAUUUAUUUUAUGUGAGCAAAUUUUAUGUAAUGCCACUGGUGGGCAAUGUAAAGUACAUGUUUUAAAGAAUACACAAAACAUUGACUUGCCUCAUAAUGGGACAAAUGGUCUGAAUAAAUCAAAAGUUAAAUAUAUUUGUGCCAUGUGUUUCUUUCUGUCAAGACUUUGUAAAUCUAAAGCUCUUUUCUAUUCAGGGAAAGACAAGAGCAGCUAAUGGGUUAUCGCAAACGAGGGCCAAAACCAAAACAUCUACUCCUGCAGGUACCAUCAUUUGCUCGAAGAUCCAGUGUUCUUACAGACCUUCAGGAGGUGUCUCAGGAUGAGGAUAACCAACCCAAAGCAACUCCAGACCUGGUCCAAAGCCAGCAAUACCAGCUUAACAGCAAGAAGCACCAUCUCUACCAGCCCAACCCAAAAGACAAGCAGGGAGAUGCACAAACAAAUGGGAAAAAGAAGCACUACUACCAGCUCAACAGCAAGAAACACCACCACUAUCAACCAAACCCUAAAAUGUAUGACUCCCUGUAUCAAAGGGUCAGAGAGACCAAAGUUCCUGAGUUAACUGACAAGGAAUGGAAUUUAUCUCCAGCUUUACAGCAGAAAUGGGUUCAAGAUAAUGAUUCUGGGUGCCUCAGUAAGGUGAGGAAUAUUACAAUGGAGUUGAAAAAGCUUUCUAAACUAAAUGGUAGAGCUGACUUAAAUGUGAACGCAAAGGAGGACACAGCACCGCCCAAUGGAAUAAGCAGCAAAUUGAAGAUUGUGAAGAACAAGAAUAAAAACGGGCGCAUUGUCAUUGUCAUGAGCAAGUACAUGGAAAAUGGCACCCAGGCAGCUAAAAUUAAGAAAGGAACGGCCAAUGCUAAGGAAAAACGGCAAGCACAGGACUGUAAGUCCUGUGGAACAGAUGAGAGCACAGAGAAGAUAAAGUACACAAAGAAGCAAAGUCUUGUGAAAGUGAUAAAAAAGGACAGCAAAGCUGAGUCUGCCUGUUUGGGGCUUUCCAAUGGACUAUCAUCUUGUAAAGGGGACAAUCCUAAAAAAGCAUGCUCCGUACUGUUUGAGCCAAACAACUCAAAGAAGCCUGACAGCACUGAAGAGCCUGCAUUUGAUGAACAACCCAUGAAACUGACAACCAAAACCAGUCUCCAGUCUCAGACUCCAUUGCCUUUUGAGAAGAAUGAUCAAAGAGGCACCCAAUCUAGCCAAUAUGGUCCCCCCACCUUCCCUCAAAAGCGUUGCUGCUCUGAGGCAGACAGUGGCAGUGGGGAGGCUAAGAGGUUUCUAAGUUCUCCGAGUACAAGUGCUCCAAAUACUGACUUGUCUCACUCUUGCAAUGGAACCACAGACUUCAAUGACCAUAAGCACUCUGGCGGACAUGACUUUGAAAUCCUGGACUUCAACCAAGAUGAACCCAUAGACCUCAGCUGUGUAAGGUCGAGAGAAGAGAGAAAAUUUUCUACACAUUCUCAGAUUGAAAACUCUAUAGCAAUUGGGAAAGAAGCAGUGUCCACACCAGAACAAGUAGAGAUAGAAGUGAAAAAAUCUGUUCCAAGCUUUACACCGUUUCUGGGGAAUAUAAUAAUCACUGAUGUCACAGCGAACUGCCUCACAGUGACAUUCAAGGAGUAUGUUAAGUUUAGGAAUAUGUGACAGAUAUAAAGUCUAUAAAGACUACUGACUAUUUACUGUGAAUUUUUUACAAAUGUAAAGCAUGUCUAAUCAUCAAGUCUUCAAACUUGCCUGAAUAUUUUGAAACAAUCUAGUGUAAAGUUUUGAUAGUUUCAGACUGCAUUCGAAUAAACUGAAUUAAUUUUCGAAUUCACGCAUUUAACUAUUCCAUGUUAGGGAUAGAAAAAAUAAACUAAACAGGUUUUCCUGUUAAUAGCUUGUAUAUAGCUCAAAGCUGUUUGAAGUGCUGUAUUUCAGAAGGCUUAAAUAUAAGGAGCACUUACUACACAUGUAAUACUGAGAAACUUUUCUACUGAUCUGUAUUUUAUAGUCCUUGUUUAAAAUGUCACUUGAAAUGUGUUAUUUAGGUUUGUCUAAGCAUAUUAAAAGUUUUAUUUUA